UGUGGCAACCCUGGUCAGCCGUCGUUCGUACGUUGCAUAUAUGCGGGGAAAGGUUGUGCGUAUUUCUAUUGUAGAAGGCUAGGGCACUUCAUGUUCUGUCGGACUGCUUGCAAUAGCAGCACUUGGUAUCAUCAGGAAGAGAGGGUGGGGUGGUAUUUGCCAACGCAGGAAAAAGCUCCACAUAUUUUCUUCAUCUCAAUGAGCAGUUUUAUCCAGAUUUUGUUCAAUUAUCAGCCGUAAAGUGAAUUGUACUGCAGAUUGUGUACUGAAAAUUGUAUUUUGGGAGGAAUCCGUUGCAUGUUCGAUCCAGAAGGCCAGCCAGAGUGCGAAUGUUUGUAUACAUCAGCAAUUGUAUGAUGCAGUAGGCGAAAAACGGAAAAAUGUGUGUGAUAGUCUGGCCGCCGUCAGUCUAGAGUUCCAGCUUGAAGAUAAGCCCUAUUCGAAAAGGUUAAUUCGAGAAAACAGUGCGAUGUGAAGAAACGAGAAAAUAGAGUUUUAAUUGGGAAGUAUUGAAAUUUAAUCAAAUGGGGCGUGUGUAUGGUGCAGUGGAAGCAGACAUGAAAAAGUGUUGAGAUUACAGCAGUGUGAAUAAACCUAGGAGCUAUGUAUAGGACGACUGUCGCGUCCAAAUGAAGAAGAAGAUAAGCAGCUGAAGCUGUGGAUGUCAGAUCAAGUGAUUGGUCGGAAAAGAGAUGAAAAUGGGUUUUAAAUAAAAUAUUGUGAAGUGCGGUAUGAAAGAAGCAAUUUUGUAUGCGUGACGCCCGCAGAGUUUCGGAGGCAAAUGUCGUUGAAAGAGAGUGAAGAAGUGAAGAUGUAGAAGGUGCUUCAUUCAUCGCCAAAUACAAACAGCGGUCCAGUGUGUACGCUGAUGAGUGGAGACUUGCGGGAAUAGCAGACUGCUGCUGUCGAAGGCGAAUUCGAUAAAUAUACACGUGAAGCGGGGAAGAAAGAGCCGAAAGCAAACGGAUCGUAUAAUAAUGAGGAAUGAAAUAGCUUCGCAGCCAACGAUGGACCCGUUAGCAUGUAGCAAACAUCGAGAGCGAUAUCCCGAUAACAGAUCGAUCGUCUGAAUCUAAGAUACUAGACCACAUCCGCACUUCGGCGUCGGCACUCUGGACAUCUACGGAAGAAAACUAGAGGAAAACAUUUUACCGCGUACCUCGUGCUUCUUCUCCGCCACGUAGUUAACUGCAAUGGAAAUUGAUUAGCUUAUCGAUAUCCGGGCGAUAUAAUUACUUAUUAGGAGUUUUUUCUGUGAGUUCAGUGUUCGUGAGUGUAGGGGUGUAUGUUCGCGGGUACUUAUUCGUCCAUAUGUAUGAAGUGAAAACAAAAAUGAAAUAAAUUUACAUAAAUGCUAUUGAGGUGUAGAGAAGUGUGUUUUUUCGCUGGUUAUUUAGUCUAGUGUAUUCUAGUAUGCAGACAGUGCGCAACCGGAAAAGCUUCCAUACCCACCGCAACUCAACCGGCGAAGCGCACUUGUAGCUGUAUGUGUCUGUGUGUGUGAUCACCCCGCGCCCGUCGCCUUCCCGCCAUAUCAGUGCAUAUAUGAACGACACAUGCGUUAGCCACUGUGAGAACACGAAGAAAAUGUCUUUUAACGGACGGGAUCUGAUGAAGCAACCUCCUCCCGAGUACAACCAGAGCGUACUGACGAUGCAGAAAUCGGUGACAAUCACGGUGACGCCGCAGCGAAGCAAUUCGAUGGAUUUGCUCAACUUUGAGGAAAAACGGCAACUGAUUGCGUCCUCGCUGUCGCUGUCGGACAUACUGCACGUUAGUCCGGCGGCGGCCCACGUGGCCAAAGAAGUUGCGGCUAGUACGGUAAUCGCUACAAAGAAGCAGAAUGGUGCUACCUUACGCUCCAACAGUCUUAACUCGGGUUCCAGGACGCCACCGCUGGAGCGGAAAAGCAAGUUCAGUGCGCUUGGGCGCUUGUUUAAACCGUGGAAGUGGCGGAGAAAAAAGAAAAGCGAAAAGUUUGAGUCCACCUCCAAGUCGCUAGAACGUAAAAUAUCAGUACGUGCCAACCGCGAAGAACUUGUACAAAAAGGUAUCCUGCUGCCCGAGAGUCCAACUUCGGCUCUGUCCAUAGCUGCCAUUUGUAUUAGUCCCACGGAUUCGGUGACGUGGUCAACAUCAUCUCAUAGACAACUACAAACCUUUCAUCAGCCGAACCACUACCGAAGCCAAAACGAAGAACAAUAUACCAUUUACAACUCAGUGAACGGAACCAACUCAUCCGUCCUGCCACACCUUGCGAACGCAUCGGCAUCAUCAGCAGCACCAAAUACUAGCAUUACCAACAAUGUGCCUUUAUCGCAAUCGGCUCAACAGAUUAGCAGUAACAGUGCGCUCAACAAUAGCAACAAUCACAACAUUAGUAGUAACAGUAGUAGUAACGGAUCGCUCAGCCUAGCGGCGAUUCUGUCCGGUGCGGUGAAUGCCGUGGGCGUCGGGUCCCACGGGAGCGGAAACAACUCGGUUGUCGGUGCCAAUAUGAUAAGCGGUGGCACGGCCGGUCAAACACUUGCUAGUAUACUGACUGGAUCUAGUAGCAUAGGUAGUAGCGGCGGUCCCGGCAGUGGACUAUCGCAUUCGCAAUCGGCACACCAGAUCGGUACGGUUCCAUCACAGCAUACUCCCAUGAACCAGCAUCAGGCCCUCCAGCAGCAGUUGCAGCAGCACUUUGCCAACGUUGCUAACAGCGGGAGCAGUAGUUUAGAGCCGAGGAAAGAGAAGACUGACGUCCAAAGUAGUGCAAAUGGUUCGUGCGUUGAGCAGCAGCAGUCCUGUUCCGGUGGGGGAUCAAAACAGCAGCAGCAGUCGACCGCAGGCGGUCACGGUCUAGCAUCGAUCGAGGGAGGCGUUCAGCUUCCGCCCCCACAGACACAGUCCAAGCCGGAACGUCCGAACACACUUGGACCAACGAAACUAAACCGACGGAUUAUCUGCUAUCAUAACAGUGAGGGUUUUCAAGAUAAUCAACGGAAAACACCACCGCCAGCCAACGAGAACCAAUCAAACCAGCAACAGUUGCAACAAUCCGGACACCAAUCGUUGCAACAUCAGCACCAAUCACAUCAGCACUCUGCCCUAGCAGCAGCUGCUGCUGCGGCCGCUGUCGCCCAGCAGCAGCAACACCAGCAACAGCAGCAGCAGCAACAACAACAGCAGCAAUCCCAGCUCCCAACACAAGCUGCACUGUCAGCCGCUGCGGCAGCCGUCGCUCAGCAGCAUCACCAGCACCAGCAGGCCCUCCAACAGCAACUACAGCAGCAUGUGCAGCAACAUGGCGGCCACCUGCACCAUCAUCACCUAUCCAAUCACAUCAUGCUGUCGGAGUUGCCGGAACCGCCGAUUCCUGUGUCGGAGAUCGGACCCAUCCCUCCGCCGCCAAUGUUUUCAACACCAAGUCCGACCAUGAUCGGCGGACGACCGCAUGGUCCUAACGUGCAUUCCACUACUACUUGUAGCAAUAAUAGUAUUAGCGCGAGUAACAUUAUACCAUUAGAUAUGAAUGAUUACGAUUACGACGAUCAUGAACCCAAUGAUCAGGAAGAACUGGAUUCGGACGAGGAGUACAUGUACCCGAUGUCACAACCGAACCCCACCAUCGAUACGACCCGCAUCGACGAGAUUCCCGCGAAAGAACCCAAAUUCAACGCAGUGCCAUUGAAAUCAGCUUUAAAGAAGAAGGGUUCGAAUCCGGGAACACCGACUCAAGACAACCGGACGCUCACGGUGCGCUACGAUAACAACCCAACCGCAACGAUCAAGCCAGUUUUACGACCACGGAUUAGAAUAUGCUCGCGACCGAUGCGCUUCCAGAUUGGCCUACCAAGUACGAUGGAGAACAAGGAAAAUACGCGACCGUUUGUGAUUCGCGAGGGCGACAACGACGAUCAGAAUGACGGUCCAAUCCGUUACCGGGAUGAGGAUCCGGACCGAGCGGCGAAGAUUGCUCGCAAGGAAAGUUUAUCGAUCAAGCUAGCGCUGCGACCCGACCGCCAGGAGCUAAUCAACCGGAACAUUCUGCAGCUGCAAUCGGACAACGAAAAGCAAGAGUCGAAGGAAGCUAUCGGAGCUCGGCUCAUCCGACGGCUUUCGAUGCGGCCUACCGCGGAAGAGCUGGUUGAAAGGAAUAUUUUGAAAACGCAAAGUCCAGCAGAAGAGAAGAAACAAAAGGAGGAGAAGAAACGUUACCUGCUGCGGAAACUCAGCUUCCGGCCCACCGUAGACGAGUUGAAGGAGAAAAAGAUUAUCCGCUUCAACGAUUACAUCGAAGUUACGCAAGCGCACGAUUACGACCGGCGAGCGGAUAAACCGUGGACAAGACUCACCCCCAAGGACAAAGCGGCUAUCCGCAAGGAGCUGAACGAAUUCAAAAGCUCCGAGAUGGCCGUACACGAAGGCAGUCGACAUCUUACCAGGUUUCAUAGGCCAUGACAGCUGCAAUGUAGGAUCAAGCAGAGACACUUUGCCGUUCAUUACUUUACAUUUCUCAUUAAGAAUUACUACAACAAACAUUUGAUUGUGUAUAUAUAAAGAAAACCCGAAACAGCAGCAUUGGUAGUAACAGCUGCAGAAUCCACUGGAUCAGCAGCCUAAUCGCAAAUCAUAUACAUAAAUAGCCCAGCCUAAACAACACACUCACAUGCAUUGGUGUGACUUUGGAGCGAAGAGGAUGUCAGACCUUCGCACAAAUCCUGCAUUUUCUUUUCAGGAUCCACAGAUGUAGCUGUUUUGAGUCUACUUUUGAGCCAUCUGACCCGUGUGCAUCAGAUGCCGAGGACUACUGGACACUUGGACAGAACUACCUUGCCCAACCGAUUAACACACCGACGAUUUUUGGAAUUUCGGACCAGAACGGAUACCUCAUUCCGUGCGGUAUCAACCCCCCAUCCGCAACACGAUUGAUAUUUUACUCACAAACCGCAUGGCCUGAGUAACGAGGGCAGUUAAUUGAACUUAGGCGAAACUCACACACCGCAGCAUAUAACAAUAUACAAGUUUGUUUGUAGCAAACCAAGAACAACAAAGAAGCUGAAACAUUGAAAACAGCAACCGAAAACAGUAAGCAACUAGAAUGUUUCAAUCAGAAAUUAAAGGAAACCUUAAAAUUAUAAUAAAUAAAGAAUAAUAAUACUGUGAUAAUGUUGACGUUAUUAGAAUGUUACCGAAGCAAAACAAAACAAACGGAAAAGCGAGUCGGUGAAAAUUAGUGAUUAGUGGCUGAAGUAUAAUCAGAGCAUAGAACACUAAAGAUAUUGAAGACAGCGAUGCUUUCCGUGGCCGUUAUGUUGGUGAACGUUGGUUGACCAAAGGGAACCGUAAUACUAUCCGUUGAAAACAGAUGUGAACACGAAAAGAAUGCUUCGCAAUGGAAGCAGAACAUUACAAACCAGAGGUAAGGUGUUUCCUUGAGAAUGUUGGAUGCUCAUGAGCAGAAAUUGACGCAAAUUUAACAUUAUUUGAUGACGAGAUUACAAACGAAUAGGAUCUCUUCUUGCCAAAUCAUAUUCGAAGUUGGCAUCGUUGGAGUUUCCAAUCAAACUCUAGGGACAUGUAGAUUUUGUCACGAUUUAGCGUUUAGCUUUCAAAUGUUGUAUGAGUGACUUUAUCAAAAUUAGUCAAAUCUUGGAAUAAAAAUAUUGCAAAACAAAUUAUUUCUGCUCUGAAAAAAUAACGGUUGUCGAAAUUUUAAGUGGUUUAGACAUUCUACUGAUCAGUCACUUUAUACAUAUACCACUCGCUUACACACUGAAUGGAUAGUACUGUCAAUUAAACCUUACUCGAAGCAUCGUCAGUUGCUCCCUUGAAAUAACAAAUAAAUCUUUCGAUUGACUUAGAGACCGCCUAUCAAAUGACCUCCUGUUAAACAUAUCAGUUUAUUCAAGAUAACAGAUGAACGAUAUACCAGUCUUGAUAGCUGAAUGUACGUAAAUUUAUUGAUUCCUCUUUCAAUUUUCAUUUUGAAUGCCUCGAAACACGUCUCAAUGCAUUCAGUAAAAUCGAAAACUAUUGAUGUACACUUGCUGUUGAUAAUUGGUGACUCAAACGAGGAGGAGACUGUUAUUAUUCCGGCCGAAAUAAUCUUCAAACACCGAGUAAAUGUUCAUGCCUAUUCAUUCAUUGAGGCGCAGUUCGUCGAGUACGCUCUGUGUGUGUUUUUGCUAAAAGCGGCGAGAUUUAAAACAUUUAAAAAAAUUAAACAACGGUCAAAACUCUUUCAAUCGGUAGUGAAAACGAAAUAACCGAUUCCGGCUAUCCUGAUUCCCAGUUUCCGAUUCCAAACGCACCGGAAAUAUUGGUCAUACACUCCAAAUUAGAACUCACUUACUCACUCACAAAAUUUGAAUGAUUUUCACAAACGUUGGUUCAAAUGAAAGGUCUCUCGAUCCCAUAAAAACUCGUGCAUUUCGACCGGUUUGGGAAUUACAGGAUGAAGAGUAGUUAGAAUCUAAUGCCGUCGCUCAAAGUGGCGAAUCAAAAAACGUAAAAAAAAAUUUAAACAAAUCUCACAAUUAUUCCUAUCGAUAUUCAAUUUCAGCAGAAGACCAAAAAAGGCGAGUCCAACUAUCCUGGUUUCCGAUUCCAGAAGCACCGGAAAUAAUGGAACUGUUUGAUUUUUUACACGUCAUUCAAGAAUUUGAAGGUUUUUUUAUGUCGUUUAUUUUGACCCGGCUUUAACUUAAUUGUGAUCGUUCGCCGUCCUAAAGUUUGGAAUUUUAAACGCAACUCAACUGUUACAGAACUGUUACUAAAUUCACGCGUUCGUGUAAAAUUGUUCAUAUUACUGCUUGUGAAACCUUUCCAAAAACCUGAUUGUAUUAUGUUUCAAAUCAGUUUUUUUAAUCGACUAUAAAUCAAGUUUAUUCAAAUUUCAUAUCCGAAGUUCACUUGUAAGCUAUUAAUGCUUUGAAGCAUAUUGUAGUUUCCAUGGCGUUCGAUAAGUUUCGCAGUUGUUACUGGAAUUAUUUUCAAAACAAGAAAUUUGUUUAGAUACUUGAUGUUUCGUCUUCGACCCAGCAGUUCAAUAUAAACCGCUAGGCAGACAUAAAGUUUCUGCUGCUUACAGAACACUUUUUUUAUUUGCGAAGUGCAACGUGUUUGCUGUCGUGCAGAACGUAAACGAGUUUCGGAAAUUUUUUCCAGUCACACAAUAGUUGCUAUCAAAGUUAAGAACUACAAUACUAGAACAAUGUUUGCUGCUCUGGAAUGAUAAGGUCCGAUAAUAAAGACUGACUAAAAGAAAUUUGUACGCACAAAAAGAACUGUAAUUCGAGAUUCAAUAAGUUCAAUAAGUCCAUUCAUGGUUGCUUCACAGCACUUUUAUUCUAACUGCAAAGUUGUUACUUUAAAUGAUUACUUUGUUCCAGUUCGAACUAAAUCUUAAACCUUCCUCUUGAUGAAACCCAUCUGAGCCUGCACAGUGAAAACGGAUCGCCGUCGUCCAGGAUGUGACGAUUGGUUCCGUUUUCAGAUCGAAACUGCAAAUCGCUUGCCAAUCAUAGCUUUCUUCGCGAAUUUGUCGGCAAACACGAACUUCCGUAUCUUCCGAAUACAUCACCACGUCCAGUCGUCGUAAUCGAGCAAGAUGCAGCUCUUGUAUUUCGUCAAAACACAGUCGUUCGAGAGCCUUGCUCGGUUUUAGCCACGAAAUUCUACUACAUGUACCGGUUCGGAUGUUUACUGACUUUGUACGACUUGUAUUCUUCACUGACAAGUGUGUUUCGCACUGUUAUUUUCGGUAGCUUAAAGCCGAAUCACUUCGGAUUUUACAGGUGUUUGUGCCAAUAUUUUCUCUUCUCUCGAGUUCCAUUUGACGUUAUUUUUUUGUUUGCGAUCGACUAGUUUGAUCAAACUUGCUUCAUGGUGCGAAGAGGUGUGAAAAAUUAUCUUUAGUCAGUCAUUCAUCUUCCGUUUUUCGAAACGGAGUUUUUUUCAGUCAAAAUUUUUUGUCCAGUUCUCAUGAAAUAGAAAAUAAUAGGAUACUCGUACCCUGAAUCAUCUUAACUCCAUCGUUCAUCUUUUAUGUAUAAAAUAAUCUUAUUCAAAGUGAGAUUUACUACUCUAUUCGAUGCAUUGGCUCUAAGCAUAAGAUAAAAUAAUAAACUCUAUAUCAGAAGUGUUGUACAUGUUUCUCACUAAUAAUCACAGCGACAUUUGAACUCAAACACGAGAAAACGGUCCUAAGUGUAAAGUUUCGAUUUUUACGGUCGGUAAUCCCUCUCUCUAACUCUUUACAUCGAAUAACGACUGAACCCGUCGACUCUCGAUCUGUAGUGAAGAAAUUGUUGGAAAAUACAGGGAUAUGCCAUAAUAACUGAAAGAGUAAUUAAACAAAGAGAAUCCGUCAGUUGUACUUGGGACCUUUUCUAAAGUUCAUCGAGAUUUAUACUUAGAGCCAAGGCGAAGAUAUUGGGAUUAAUUACACCGCGAACCGGAAUGGCUCGAUUACGGAAAUGACCUUAUGCGGAGAGCGAAGAAUGUACACAUAAAAUUGUCAUCUCAUGAGGGUCUAAUUUAGAACAAGAAAAUAUUGUCAAAGCCUCUGCAACCAAACCUACAUCUACGGCCGUGGAAAGCUUCGAUUUGUGCUAUCAAAACUAAAAAUUGGACAACGGAGAAUUCUCAUCCGAAUAAUGGUAUCUUGUAUUAUCUCAAGAAAUUUUUUGAAACCACUCAAAGAACCUUUUACCGUUCGAAUAACUGUUCAGUUUCCAUUAGUAAAAGGGAACGCUGAAAACUAUACUACCGGUAAACGAUUACGUGAGCUGAAAUAACUCAAUAACAGCUAAAAUAUAACACAAGUACAUAAGCAUUCUGAACAGUUUCCAGAAAAAAAGGAAAUUAUCUGUAUUUGUACAUAUCUUGUGAAAAUACUACUACAUCGCUAGAUGCAAAACAUAACGGAUCAGUAUGCAAAUUAAACUUGAAAUUAAUAAGUUUAUGGACUUUUUGGUAGCAGAAUAAAACAAAUCACUUAUGCUAAGCAACUAAACCAAUAGUGGAAGAAAAAAAAACACACACAAUAACCACAACAAAAGCGGACUGACGACAGAUCAAUCGCAAACAGUGAAUAAAAACAUACACAACAAUACAAGACAAGCAAUGGAACUGGCCAGAUUCCUUCGUGGGGAUUUGUUCAACGAAUCAAAGUGUGAAGAUCAUAACAAACUGUAUCUUUGUGUAUAUUUCAGUAAAACGAAGAGGCGAAGUAAAUAGUAUCAAUUCGAACCCAGGCGAAGAUAGCUAGUUUUUUGGUCUAAUGCAUAUCUUCCGUUCGCUAUUCUAGGAAAGAAAUACAAAAAAAAACUAAUGUAGAAACCAUACAAAUUACUUUUAAUUUUUUUUCUCGUAUAAUUUCUCGGUAAGUUUUACGUUACUUUACCUGUAAUGUUUUAAGCUAGAUGACGAAGGGAAAGGAGUUUUCGGUUUCAGUUUUUCUGUAGUGCAAACGAAUAUACUAGUAUACACACUACAAGCGGUAAGCUAGAAUAGCAAAAUACAGUCUGUUCUGUUCAAGAAUUAAAAAAAAACAGUAAACAGGUGAGCUUUCGCAAUGUGAAGCGUUUCAUUAAUUUCCUCAAAGUAACGGAAAAGUCACAUAAUGAAGAAAUUCUAAAUCGAUGGCAAUUUUCGUGCAGAGAAACAACAAAACAUGUAAGAAAUCAGUAACACAUAAGUAAUACUACACUGUUUCGCUUAUCCGUUGUGUUAUCGUGCUAUCAAAGUGAAACAUAUAAAAAAAAUAGUGCGUACGAGAGCGAGGUAGAAAGGAAACUAUAAAUAAGCAGGAACUAUUUUGUAUAAAGUAACAGAAACAAAAUGUGAACAUUCAAUUAGUAACGUUUUCGAAAUUCACGUGAUCAUCUUAUCAUAUAUAGGAACCAUACAAGAAUGAAAUGGGGAAUGCGAAAAUGAUUAACUCAAUAAACGACGCAAGAAACACGCAUAACGCAGUAACGAAGCAUUAGGUCAAAACCAAAAGAUAGCCGAAAGCAAAAAAACGUCUUUGAUACAAAAACAAAUCAACUUGAAGAACAAAAUACAUUUUCCUCACUAUUUCGAGAACACACAAACAAACAAUAGACAGAAAAACAACUGUGGAAUUUUUGGAUAACUACUUUGAAACAAAAAAAUAACCAUUCAAUAUGGAAAAGUAUAGAAGAGUUAUAAAACAGAAGAAAAAUAGCGUUUAAGCGUCAUGCAUAUAUUAUAUUGAUGAGAAAAAACAAAAUCAAUAAUUUGAAGAAAAAGAAUGAGAAAAUAUGACAAAUAAAACAAAUAAUAAAUUA
Messenger RNA from Malaya genurostris, 10301 nucleotides. RefSeq names its product phosphatase and actin regulator 4-like. Gene Ontology annotation, molecular function: actin binding. Gene Ontology annotation, biological process: actin cytoskeleton organization. The transcript has 13 exons. The record is from RefSeq and is a predicted model, not a curated record. Lineage: Eukaryota; Metazoa; Arthropoda; Insecta; Diptera; Culicidae. Bases 1546 to 4446 code for a protein of 966 amino acids.